ACGAAAGACGGCUCUUUCAGUUUUCUGUCGUCGUCGAAGCUCCCUUGUCGCGCGAUACCAAUCUGUGCUUGCGGAGCGCGAUGCUGGCCAGGAAAAGGGGUGGCGCACGCGACAAGUCGCGGAAGAUGGCCAAGAAGAACGCGCCCGCCGCGCUGCAGACCGACGUAAGCAACGACGAGGACUGGGCUAAAAUCCUGGAGCGGAAGGGAUUAGUCGUGGCCGACGUCUAUUCGGACUGGAGCGGGCCGUGCGUCGGUAUGGUGAGCAUACUCAAGAAGAUCAAGAUGGAAAUCGGCGGCGAUAACUUGAGCUACGCAACGGCCAAGUGCGACAACAUCCAGUCUUUGGCUCGAUUUCGGGGGCAGAGCGAGCCCACUUGGAUGUUUAUCCGCGAUGGAAAAAUGGUCAAUCUGCUGUUCGGAGCGAGCUGCCCGCAUCUCACGGAAAUGCUCACAGAGGAACUGAAGAGACUUGAGACGGGCGAGGAACCCAAAUUUUCUCUUCCGGUCUCGGAGAUGUGCGAGGAGGAAAUCGUGAGGAUGAAGGAGAUCGAGCAGAAGAAAAUCGCCAAAUACGCCGAAGAAAAUGCGAAAAGAGACGCCGAGAGAAAGGAGAAAUACGAAGCGGAGCUAAAUCACUACGUGGACUCGCUGCACAAAGAGACAGUUCUCAUCUUGCUGCCGUGGCUGUUCAAAGACGAGGAGGGCAAUAAGAGGGACAAAAAGUCAACGCCCGCGUACGUCGAGCUCGCCGAGCAAUUGUUACCCGAGUACUUUACGAUCGACCGCGAGGUUGGAAUGCAGAUCGAGGAACAGCACUUGCAGGAGAUGCAGAAAGAGACACUCUUCGAAUUCAGCAACGAAAGCAAACGACUCUUCGUGGACGGCAAAUGUCUAUGUAUGAGGCUUAAAGUUAUCGACAAGGUGCCGCAGAUCGACAUUGAAAAGUGCUUGUUCGAGUUACUGUUCGGCGAGCCGAACGUGUCCCAGUCGCCCGACGAUCUUAUCGAGGGAUGUUUCGUUCAACGCUACUUACCAUCGCUGAGGGAAUUCAUCAAAGACACCAUGAGCGUAGCAUCGGAUCCGAAAAAACUGGACAAACUUCUGUGCGUGACGACCGUGUGGAUACCGCUAAAUCCAAGAAACAAGGCCAUUGCUUUCCGCGCACUCUUUCCAAAAUACGUCCAGGACACUUAUCCGUACGAGGAUAAAGACGCUUCGGUUCCCAUCACGGUAUUCAAAUACGACAAUACUAAAAUAAGAGAACUCCAAAUGGUUCACGAGAUGUACAAGCACGAAGUAGUUAAGCACGGAAUUUUCGAACGCGACAAGUUGUCCCAUCACAAAUUAAUAGCCAAAGAUAUAGAAGAGUUUGAGCAACUGCCAAAAGAACUACACAGCACUGCGGUAUUCGUAUGGGUAGUCAAGAAAAGCGGUAUCAACGUAUUCCUGUCGUUCGCGGGAAUAGGGCCAAACUACGUGAGCGAGACCCCCGAAAAGGCCAUAGAAGACGCAGAGCAAUACUUCCCUCGCAAAUCUACGGUGUCGGAAGAUGUGCAAUCGGACGACGAGGAAAAACCAGCCGAUGAGCAGCAGCAGCAACAGGAGCAGCAGCAGCAACAGGAGCAGCAGCAACAACAGGAGCAGCCUGCGGCAGCUUCGUAGCUUAAUUUACAUGUGUAAACAAUUCGAUGGAAAUAAUAAA
This is a messenger RNA of Phymastichus coffea, 1704 nucleotides long. Its product is annotated as thioredoxin domain-containing protein 3-like. Lineage: Eukaryota; Metazoa; Arthropoda; Insecta; Hymenoptera; Eulophidae. The record is from RefSeq and is a predicted model, not a curated record. The coding region runs from base 81 to 1664 and encodes 527 amino acids. The transcript is spliced from 11 exons.